This is a messenger RNA of Cladocopium goreaui, 3602 nucleotides long. Lineage: Eukaryota; Dinophyceae; Suessiales; Symbiodiniaceae. The record is from the annotation of a GenBank genome assembly.
GGCAACGCCCCGUGGCCCCUGGCACGCGCUUCUCGUUGGGUGAGAAACUCAAUGCAUCGUUCAUAUUGAUGCCCAGAUGGCUUUGGCCUUUGCUCUGCUUCGGCUGUGUGACUGCUGAGCGACCGGCCAGAAGCUACAGCGCGGCCUUAGAAACGGAUGGAGAAGGUCCCCCCUUUGGCUCGCCGGACGAUGCCGUGGCGGCAGAUUCCCCGGAGGACCUGGCGGCAGAGGUCCCGGAGUUGCCGGGAGAAACGCUGAAUGCUUCGGCAUGUCCACAGGCCCCUGUGCUCCGAUCGCUUUUGAAGCAGAUGGGGAUGGCUGAAGAUGAGCUGAAGACCAUCUUCGAAGAUCCAGAUGAUCCUCGCAAGAGGACUGUGAUCACCUGGAUCGAUUGCAACGUGGAAGCGAUCGUCUUAAAACGCCGGGAAGAUUUGAGGGGAGUCCUCAGUGAUGAUUUGCUGAAACUCCAGGAUUUGAAGCUUCUGGACCUGAGCAACACCGGCAUUGGAGGGAAUGUGGCCACCUUGCGAAAGGCAAGAAAAUUGAAGGAUGUUUGGCUCCAGGCGUCCAGAGUCUUUGGUGAUUUGGCGGUGCUGCAAAAUCUCACAAACUUGCAACAAGUGAGCUUCAGGGGAAGCGAAAUCCAUGGCGAUCUGUCUGCAGCCUUUAGCAAUUUACCAGAGUUCAAAUUUUUGGACCUGUCGGAGACCAAGGUGGGGGGCAAUUUGGCCGGAUUGCCUCAGUUUCCGGAACUCCGCAGACUGUACCUGAAGAACACCCAGGUCUUUGGGAAUUUGAAGACUCUGUCAAACAUAGCCAACAUUACGGCUUUGGAUCUCUCCAACACCAGUGUAUCAGGCGACAUUUCGGCAAUCUUGAAGUGGCCGAUGGUUCUUGAGGUGGAUCUUUCAAGGACGAAGGUGACCGGCAGACUGGGAAGAUCUUGGGCAAAAUGCUGCAAGAGAUUGCAUACGUUGAGGUUGGCCAACACACAAGUGAAAUUCGUUCCUUUGCGCCACGUGCCGUCGCCCUCCUGGAUGCCCGCGUUGAGUGUGCUGGAACUCAGCGGAAGUCCUCUGAAUUGCAGCAUCGCAGACUUGCUGGUUCGCGCCUUACGUCUGUGCAGAUCCUUGGGGAAUCUCAAAGUAGCCAGGUGCGGCCUCCACGGGCGACUGCCACGCCUGGGGCGUUUUGCCGUGGCGCGGGCUCUGGCCUCGUUGGACUUGGAGGGGAACCGACUGACGGCGGUGACGGCUCUGCCGCUGAUUUGCCAGACGGUGAUUCUGGCGGACAAUCAAAACCUGACUUUCAACCCAGGUGUUCUGAAGAAUGCACUUGCCAAUGGUGUUUUCUUAGACUUACAAAAUGUGACCUUUGCCAAGCCAGCCGAAGUGACAGAUUUGCUGGACACGACCCUCGAGAUCGGUAAAUACCGGACCUUGGUCAAUGAGGAGCUUGGCUUCGCAUGUUUUGACAUUGCCAGCGGCGUCUCGCUGCGCGUGUCGCCCGAGAAAUUUGCGCCGGAGCGCUUAUGCAGCUGCAUGCCUGGCUGGAUUGGUUCUGGGACCAGCUGUCGCAAGUGUCCCAGGAACUCCUUCAAGGAGGACUAUGGCCUUGGCGCAUGCCUUCCAUGUCCCUUGAACAGCAGCUCACCUGCCGCGGCGCGCUCGCACGACAGCUGCCAGUGCGAUGUGGGGGUGCUCUUCGAGCAGAAUGGCACGUGGAGAUGUGGAUGCCCCAAAGACUACGCACGCUUGGGCAAGAGCUGUGUGAAAUGUGACGAGUUGCACCUGGACUGUACUUAUGCUGGCUCUGAAGCUUUCUCCGCCUCAGCCCUGCCAGGCUUUGCGCGUUUGGGGCACCCCACGCGUGCGUUUCAGUGUCUUCCUCCCGAACUCCGCUGUAAUGCCACGGGACACAAAGCUGACGGGCCCACGGCGGUGUGUCUCAAGGGCUACAGCGGUCCAUUGUGCAUGGACUGCGCAGCCACGUACUACGCCACUGGAAGUCGUUGCGCACCCUGCUUGGCCGAAGCUGCAGUGGGCUGGUCUGCUUGGCUGGUGGCCGUGGUGGUGGUAGCAGUUGCUAUGGUUGCUGCUUGGUGGUUCUCCCGACGCAGCGCGACACCGGCAGCGUCGUUGUCGUUGUCGACAUCGCCGACGUCGUUUUCGGUGUUCAAGGAGUUGAUUUCGGCGCAGGGGCCGAUGCUGCUGCAGAUGUGCCAGCUCUGGGCCGUGCUGGCCGCUUUGAGUGGCUCAAAGACCGUCGGUCACGCCGGCGGCGAGUCGGACGUGGACGCGGGGGAGUUUUGGGAAGUGCCCUAUGUCCAGGCCCUUCAGCUGUCGGUGACCAACCUCAAAAGUGCUCUCAACCUGCAGUGCAACUACGAUGGAGCCGCCGUACGUUUUGCCUUGGCACUGGCGGCUCCGGUGAUUCCUCUGCUGCUGUUGCUCUGCUGCUUAGUCUGUGAGUUCUGGCGCCACGGACUUGGGAUCAACUUGGGACUUCAGGCCAUUACUUUGCUUUACAUCGGUGGUGCGCGGAGCUGUUCGGACCUGCUCAGCUGUCAAGAGACCGACGGAGCAGGGGACGCUCUCCCUCCUGGCUUCGCUUUCCGCCAAGCCAUGCCAUACUUCUGGUGCAACGACGAGUCGCAAGUGAAAAGAUACGUGGACUUGGUGGGCUACGUGAGUGCACUCUGCUACGCCCUGGUGAUUCCUUGCUGCUUACUCUAUCUCUACGCAAGGCAGCACAUCGCCUUGCAAAGCAGCCGGAUGAUUGGCGCCGCUGCAGCUCACUCGGGAGAUCUACGGGUGUGCCUCUAUCAGGUCAGAGGAUCCUCAGUGGAUCCACAGGACCUCUGCGGCGACAGCGACCGCCGGCACCUGGCCGCGCUGACGGCCUACGUGGCGGUGCUGCUGCGGGGCCGCGUGGAGCUGCGCCUGGAGGCGAAGGAGGCUCUGGCGCGACCAUUGGAAGGUGCAUCUCACUCAGAUCUCUGGGAUUUCCUGGCGUCGGAUGUGAAAGAGCGGAGCAUCACCUUGAAGUGCCGCAGCAUCACAGAGAUGUUGACGGAGAGAUGUAUUCUGCAGGAAGUGGAACAGUCAGACAGGGUCUUAUCUGGAGCCAAAAAUCUACUGCUGAAGUACACCCUCUGUGGCAACCUUUGGAUGGAAAUCGUCCAAAAGUUGGUGGCGGUAGGCCUGGUCUCAGUUGUCGGCAGUCUCGAUGCGUUGCAACUGUCCCUAGCAAUCACCUUGGCGAUGGCUGCCAUCAGUGGAAUGGUGCAGCCGUACUUGCUGCCGCAGUUGAAUACGCUGCAGUGUUGUUGUUUCCUAUGCUUGGCCCUGGCCGCCUUAAGCUUCGACUUCGGCUGGCCUUUUUUGAGUCGUUCCGCGCUGCUGCUGCCCUUCGUGGUGAGCGCCUUGCUGGCCCUGGCCACGCCCGACAGCGCGGAGCGUUUGGCGGUGAGGCUGUGGCAGGAAGUGGAGCCAAAGCUGGGGCAGCUGCAAAAAGGUCAAAGUGUGGAGAUCAAUGCAGAGAUCUUGAGCUUUUUCUGAGCGCUGGGAAAAACCAUGGACCGCCGGGAAGGAACAUCCAGG